UGUUGCACGCCCCCCUCACUCUGACGCAGAGGAACGCAGACUGCGCGCUUUAGUUCAAUCCGGCUGUUCUGCUCCAUACUUGGUUUGCUGUCUCCUGGCGUCUAACAAUGCAGACCGAGCCGCAAAAGUUUGAAAUGUUAUCUGUGCGUACGGAUCAGAAGGCGAGGGGUCUCCGGAAUGACUGCAGCUUGGUUUGAGCUCAAAGUGUUGGCAUCUCUGUGGAAAAAAAAAAACCUUUUAACAGUCAGUGGGAGAUACUAUCAUCCACGAGAUUAUUUUGUCUUCCUUUCUUGAUUUUGCGAGAACUCUGAGGGUCUGCAACUGGAAUAUCAAUUAGGAUUGACUAUAUCAUUCUGAAGAUUUUUUAAUUCAGCGGCAUCUUAUUGGCGUUUUUGUUUUGAAAAACUCUUGGAUACUAACUUAUUGGUAACUUUUGGAGACAUUGGAUCUGAAUUACGCACGGGAUUUCUCUAACAAAUGAAAGCUUCCAAGGGGUUUUUUGCACCCUUAAUUGACCCUCUCGGCUCCUUGCAUCGCACCAAUCCCAGGCAUCGCUCCCCUUAUCAGGUGAGGUAACCACGGGGAGUGAAAGUUUUCCAGUUUCUUCCCCGAGGAUGUGGGGAGGAGGUUUCCCGACGUAUGUUACCGUGAUCGUGACUCUUGUCCUGGUCAUAAUCGACGUGAAGGCUAGCGGGGAGUACUGCCAUGGCUGGCACGACUCUCAGGGCGUGUGGAAAGAGGGUUUCCAGUGCCCGGAGAAGAUCGACGGAGACGACGCGAUCAUCUGUUGCGGGAAAUGCGAGCUGCGCUACUGCUGCUCCAGCACGGACGCACGACUGGACCAGGGGAGCUGCGACAACGACCGGCAGGCUCAGGAGCCCGGCACAGAGAGCAAGGAGAACAAGGACUCUGGUGCAGUGCCCAUCUAUGUGCCCUUCCUGAUCGUGGGCUCUGUGUUUGUAGCUUUCAUCCUGGUGGGCUCUGUGGUCGCUGUGUGCUGCUGUCGCUGCCUCCGGCCCAAACAGGAGCUGACAUCAGGAGGUGCGACAGGAGGUGGGGCUGGCAGUGGUCGCCUCUUGGAGACCAUCCCUAUGAUGGCCAGCGCAGGGACUUCCAGAGGCUCAUCCUCCCGCCAGUCCAGCACAGCAACCUCGUCCAGCUCUUCCGCCCCACCGGCUGCCCCACGCCCUGCUCCCCCUCCUCUCAUGCGGGCUCAGGCCUCCUGCUGCCUGCCCCCGGAUGCUAGCGUCUUUGUAAACAUGCCCACUAACUUCUCUGUGCUCAACUGUCAGCAGGCAACACAAAUCAUGCCUCACCAGGGACAGUUUCUGCACCCACAGUACAUCGGCUAUGCCCACCCUAUGGCCACUACCACGGCCUACUUGGACCCCACUCAGGGAGGAUACAGACCCCUCCAGUCCCCCUGCCCUCCUCCCACUGGUGGGUGCAGUGUAACCAGUGACCAUAAAUUCCCUCCUGUGACUGUAUGACGAGGGAUCGACGUGCAGACCACUCUGUUGUGAAGUUUAAACCUGUGAGGGCGGUGCCAGAGACCUUUUUUAAGGGACGCUGCUGGAGUGGGGAAGGAAAGCAGGAAAUCAGACUCACAUGAAGGACUCAUGAGGCAGCAGGGUCUGCCUUACUAUUGUGUGAUUUGUGUGUCUGUUUAUUGUCGGUAAUAUGAUCUCUUGGCAAGUUGCGAUGAGCUAAACUCAGCAUAUGAUGGAAUACAACAACAAAUUCUGUCUUGACUCAAAGACAAAACUGCAAAUUGGAUGGUGUAACAGCCCAUAUGGACGGCCAUGCAUGGCUCACUGCAGCCCACAUGACAAACAAGGACUGUGCGUGUGGGAUUCUGUGUAUGUUGAAAGAGAGCGAGGGAAAGAUUUGUUGGCUUGUACGAGCUGGAUUGAGUGAUGACUGAUUUUUUUAGCAGUAAACUGUAUGAAAAGUGGAUUUUUGAGCAAAAAAAAAAAUGAUGGCCACAUGCCGUGUUUGCUAUGUGCACAUCUGCACCUACAUACAGUGCAUGUUUGUUUAUGUAGAAAGUAUGAGGAGUGAAAGCAUGUGAAGAGAUGUUUGUACUGUAUGUAUGCGAGUUAGUGUGAAGUGUGGAUGGACAGGGCUGUGUGAGUAACAGUGAGGGAGUGUGUGUGUGUGUGUGUGUGUGUGUAAUGGGAAAUGCAGGUGGUGUGAUGUGAAAGGCAGUUGCAAUCUCCCUGCAGACCAUUUAAACUCUAAUGAAGUGAACACAGGACAUAGACUGUGACGCUCCACCCAUACACUACACCUCCAGCCCCCCUACUCUUGCCACCUAAAAAGAAAAAAAAAAAACACCCCCCCCC
This is a messenger RNA of Labrus mixtus (cuckoo wrasse), 2345 nucleotides long. RefSeq names its product protein shisa-2. The coding region runs from base 615 to 1490 and encodes 291 amino acids. The transcript has 2 exons. NCBI's taxonomy places the organism in Eukaryota, Metazoa, Chordata, Actinopteri, Labriformes, Labridae. The record is from RefSeq and is a predicted model, not a curated record.